UCUGCUGCGCCCGGAAAACAAGCCGGGGCUCUGGGGACCGGGGGGCCCAGCCCCGACACCCUAAGUUGUGUCAUCCCCCCCCCCGGGCAUGCUGAGCAUCCCCCCGCGGCUCCCGCACCGACGCCCCGGCCUCAGGUCUCUGCCUCCACGCGGGGGCCCGGCCGUGUGGCCGGAGGGAGCGGCCGGAUGGAGCGGAGGAUGAAAGGCGGAUACUUGGACCAGCGAGUGCCCUACACCUUCUGCAGCCAGAAAUCUCCCGGAAAUGGGAGCCUGGGCGAAGCGCUGAUGGUCCCGCAGGGGAAGCUCGUGGACCCGGGCUCCCUGCCGCCUUCCGACUCAGAAGAUCUCUUCCAGGAUCUCAGUCACUUCCAGGAGACGUGGCUCGCUGAAGCUCAGGUACCAGACAGCGAUGAGCAGUUUGUUCCUGAUUUCCAUUCAGAAAACUUAGCUUUCCACAGCCCCACCACCAGGAUCAAGAAGGAACCCCAGAGUCCCCGCACAGAACCCGCCCUGUCCUGCAGCAGGAAGCCACCACUCCCUUAUCUCCAUGGAGAGCAGUGCCUUUACUCCAGUGCCUAUGACUCCCCCAGACAAAUCGCCAUCAAGUCCCCCACCCCUGGUGCCCCUGGACAGUCGCCCCUGCAGCCCUUUCCCAGGGCAGAACAGCAGCAGAGCCUCCUGAGAGCCUCCAGCGCUUCCCAGUCCCACCCUGGCCACGGGUACCUUGGCGAGCACGGCUCCGUCUUUCAGCAGCCCCUGGACAUGUGCCAUUCCUUCACAUCUCCUCAGGGAGGAGGCCGGGAACCUCUUCCACCCCCUUAUCAACACCAACUGUCGGAGCCCUGCCCACCCUACCCCCAGCAGAGCUUCAAGCAGGAGUACCAUGACCCCCUGUAUGAACAGGCUGGCCAGCCUGCUUCGAACCAGGGUGGGGUCAGUGGGCACAGGUACCCAGGGGCAGGGGUGGUGAUCAAACAGGAGCGCACAGACUUCACCUAUGACUCAGAUGUCCCUGGGUGUGCAUCGAUGUACCUCCCUCCAGAGGGCUUCUCUGGGCCCUCUCCAGGUGAUGGAGUGAUGGGCUACGGCUAUGAGAAACCUCUUCGACCAUUCCCAGAUGACGUCUGCAUUGUCCCUGAAAAAUUUGAAGGAGACAUCAAGCAGGAAGGGGUUGGAGCUUUCCGCGAGGGGCCGCCCUACCAGCGCCGGGGCGCCCUGCAACUGUGGCAGUUUCUGGUGGCCCUGCUGGAUGACCCCACGAAUGCUCACUUCAUUGCUUGGACAGGCCGGGGGAUGGAGUUUAAGCUAAUUGAACCUGAAGAGGUUGCCAGGCUCUGGGGCAUCCAGAAGAACCGGCCAGCCAUGAAUUACGACAAGCUGAGCCGCUCGCUGCGAUACUAUUACGAGAAAGGCAUCAUGCAGAAGGUGGCUGGCGAGCGCUACGUGUACAAGUUCGUGUGUGAGCCUGAAGCCCUGUUCUCUCUGGCCUUCCCGGACAAUCAGCGUCCAGCUCUGAAGGCCGAAUUUGACCGGCCAGUCAGUGAGGAGGACACCGUCCCUUUGUCCCACUUGGAUGAGAGCCCUGCCUACCUCCCAGAACUGGCUGGCCCUGCGCAGCCCUUUGGCCACAAAGGUGGAUAUUCUUACUAGGCAUCGUGGCCUGCUUCCCCUUGCCACGGUGAGGCUGCCCAGUGUACAUAUCACAGAGUUGGUGUUGGUGAAGCCCUCAUCCUGAUACCUGUAGAAGUCUCUGGGGUCAGAUCUCCACUCUCCCAUCUGUUACUCCUAGCCAGACUUGGCUGCUAACCAGACUCUUCGGGAAGGACAGUGGAGGCAGCAACUCUGACAUUUGCUGUGGUUCAUUCACCUCUGCCCCUCAGGAGUUCAGCUUGGCCUCUGCCUAGGCCCAGUUCCCCAACCCCACCACAGAGAACCAGUGUCUGGUCUGCUCUGGGGACAGACAGGGGGCUUCGCAACUUUAUUACGGCAGCAGGGCCAAGGGGGUUCUCAGAACUCCCUAUUUCUCCCACCGUGGGAGAUGGAAGCCUGGGCUCUGGGCUCUGCCCUGAGCUGGGGUCCCGUGUUCUUGGUGCUGUGCUCUGGGAGGCAGGAGCAGGUGGGUGUGGUCUGGAGGCAGGGUUGCAUGAGGUCCUCCUCCAGUGGGCCCUCUGGCUCUCUGUCCUAGGCCCACCCAGGCCUACUUCCACCUUCGCCUCAUGCCAGACCUUAAUAAAGGCUCUGCUUUCCCUGC
Molecule: messenger RNA, 2251 nt
Organism: Psammomys obesus (fat sand rat)
Lineage: Eukaryota; Metazoa; Chordata; Mammalia; Rodentia; Muridae
Gene: Etv4
Product: ETS variant transcription factor 4
Exons: 13
Coding region: 187-1650 (487 amino acids)
Biological process (GO): regulation of transcription by RNA polymerase II; cell differentiation
Cellular component (GO): nucleus
Molecular function (GO): DNA-binding transcription factor activity, RNA polymerase II-specific; sequence-specific DNA binding
Source: RefSeq, a predicted model, not a curated record